Homarus americanus (American lobster) is the source of this 2006-nucleotide messenger RNA. Its product is annotated as suprabasin-like. The record is from RefSeq and is a predicted model, not a curated record. Bases 156 to 2006 code for a protein of 616 amino acids. NCBI's taxonomy places the organism in Eukaryota, Metazoa, Arthropoda, Malacostraca, Decapoda, Nephropidae. The transcript is spliced from 4 exons.
GCCCAGCACAAGGUUCCAGGGGUGCAUUCCAGUCUGGGAUAUCAUCAGUUGUGUGUGGAGUCUGACCUGCGUAGCCUGUGUAUACCGCCACUACUACAUUACACACCCCGACACUCCCGGCAAGGUCCUGUACCUUGCUGGAAUACUGUGUCAGUAUGUCAACGUCCUUGUUUACCCGGCUGACACUCCCUGACGGGCUGGAGGAGGUGGUGGAGGGCCUCGCCAAGGAGGUCAUCAAGACACAGUGCACGGAGCCCUACGACAUAUACACCUUCGCCUGGAAGCACUUCUCCGGUCUAGUGGCCAGACACAAGAACCUUCCCGCCAAAGAUGCAACACCAUACGCACCACCUCCCGGCCGUCGUCGACGUGUCUCCGGCAACAGUCACCACCAGCAGGACUCUACCUCCUCCCAUCGAGCCAGCAGGAAAGGCUUACCUACUGGGGGCAUUAUGCCGAGUCUCCCUGGGAGGAAGAAGGAUGGGAAGAAUGCUAAAGAUGAGGGGCUGAGCAAGACUGGUUCACUAGAUCGGGAAACACGUCCACCUCGUCGUUCCUUCUUAGCUGACACGAAAGACAAAAUGAAAAAGACUGUGUCUCUCGAUCGUCGCACCUUGCCAGGGCUCAGUCGCAAUAGGUCGUCGAGCCGAGACAAAGUCAGCCAAUCUCGUGAAUCCAUCAUUGGAAAAAUCAGAAAAGGAAAAAAGGCUGAAGCUGAAAAGAAAAAAAAUGAAGACAAGGGUGAAACUCCUGACAGUGGCCCAUCUACAGCAUUAAUUGGAGGCGUGGUUGCCUUAGGGGCAGCCGGUGCAGCUACUGGAGCAAUUAUUGCAAGUCAGGAUGGAGACACGGCUGCUGAGGUAGGAGACGAGGCUCAAGAUGUAAUUGGUAAUUUAACGAACAAUGGCGAAAAUUUAAAUGAUGAUAUGACAGAAACAGUAGAAAACGAACCACACGAGGUAGCUGCAUCUGUUGACGAACUAACAGAAGACACAAAAGAUGCUUCCAGAGCCGCCAGUGCAGUUGGAGAGGCAUCAGAGGAACUGGCUAAAACUGUCGAUGAACUGAAAGAGGAAGCUGGAAGUGCUGCUUCCAGAGCCGCCAGUGCAGCUGGAGAAACAUCAGAAGAACUAGCUGAAACUGUCUAUGAACUGAAAGAGGAAGCUGGAAGAGCUGCUUCCAGAGCCGCCGGUGCAGCUGGAGAAACAUCAGAGGAACUAGCUAAAACUGUCGAUGAACUGAAAGAGGAAGCUGGAAGUGCUGCUUCCAGAGCCGCCGGUGCAGCUGGAGAAACAUCAGAGGAACUAGCUGAAACUGUCUAUGAACUGAAAGAGGAAGCUGGAAGAGCUGCUUCCAGAGCCGCCGGUGCAGCUGGAGAAACAUCAGAGGAACUAGUUGAAACUGUCUAUGAACUGAAAGAGGAAGCUGGAAGUGCUGCUUCCAGAGCCGCCGGUGCAGCUGGAGAAACAUCAGAGGAACUAGCUGAAACUGUCUAUGAACUGAAAGAGGAAGCUGGAAGUGCUGCUUCCAGAGCCGCCGGUGCAGCUGGAGAAACAUCAGAGGAACUAGCUGAAACUGUCUAUGAACUGAAAGAGGAAGCUGGAAGUGCUGCUUCCAGAGCCGCCGGUGCAGCUGGAGAAACAUCAGAGGAACUAGUUGAAACUGUCUAUGAACUGAAAGAGGAAGCUGGAAGAGCUGCUUCCAGAGCCGCCGGUGCAGCUGGAGAAACAUCAGAGGAACUAGCUGAAACUGUCUAUGAACUGAAAGAGGAAGCUGGAAGUGCUGCUUCCAGAGCCGCCGGUGCAGCUGGAGAAACAUCAGAGGAACUAGCUGAAACUGUCUAUGAACUGAAAGAGGAAGCUGGAAGAGCUGCUUCCAGAGCCGCCGGUGCAGCUGGAGAAACAUCAGAGGAACUAGCUGAAACUGUCUAUGAACUGAAAGAGGAAGCUGGAAGAGCUGCUUCCAGAGCCGCGGUGCAGCUGAGAAACAUCAGAGGAACUAGCUAA